AUGCAGAAUUCGUUGUAUCCUUCAUUGAGUCUGUGCAACAAGGAGUCUUCCAACAAAUUUAUAACAGUUUCAUCUUGCCUACGUCGGAGACCUUUGCCAACUUACAGGACAAUGAAGAUAGCUGUAUUGGGCUUGUCUCAAAUGGCAACAUGUCCAUCCUUUUCCGAAGGCAACUACAAGGUUCUUCUCUUGCCUACUCUAGAACAGCUUUGUAAAAACUUGAGUCUCUUGCAAGGUAUUUCGAAAGCUACUUCUACUGUGGGAAAUACCAUUACCGGGGAUGCUCAAACUGCAAGCGUGGCAGUGAACGAAUUAGACUUAGAGAGUUCAGCCUAUGGUUCUACAUUUUCCAGACUUGUUUCCAUUCAGUUACCACAAUUUGAUCCUUUGCCUCAAGUCACUAAUGAAGAUUUCAAAGCUAUCAAGCUUGGAGCAAUGAGUAAUAUUCAAAAAUUAGCUCCACUUGGGGUAUUGAAUCUGCUCAGCGAGGAGGCAAAGGUUAUAGUAUCUAGUGUGUGA
This is a messenger RNA of Clavispora lusitaniae ATCC 42720, 519 nucleotides long. RefSeq names its product importin-alpha export receptor. Gene Ontology annotation, molecular function: nuclear export signal receptor activity; small GTPase binding. NCBI's taxonomy places the organism in Eukaryota, Fungi, Ascomycota, Pichiomycetes, Serinales, Metschnikowiaceae. The record is from RefSeq and is a predicted model, not a curated record. Gene Ontology annotation, biological process: protein export from nucleus; protein import into nucleus. Gene Ontology annotation, cellular component: cytosol; nuclear envelope.